Molecule: messenger RNA, 1350 nt
Organism: Glarea lozoyensis ATCC 20868
Lineage: Eukaryota; Fungi; Ascomycota; Leotiomycetes; Helotiales; Helotiaceae
Product: Acyl-CoA dehydrogenase NM
Exons: 4
Coding region: 1-1350 (449 amino acids)
Molecular function (GO): flavin adenine dinucleotide binding; oxidoreductase activity, acting on the CH-CH group of donors
Source: RefSeq, a predicted model, not a curated record
AUGUCCGACAAAAUCCCCAUCAUUGCUCUUAACAGGGUCAGCGACAGAGCCCGAAAGACUUUAGAUGUUGUCCAAAAGUUCGUUGAGGAAAGAUGUAUCCCAGCUGAUCCAGUAUUCGCAUCACAAAUCGGAGAAGGAGUACAGAGAUGGGACCACCACCCAGCGAUCGUCGAUGAUUUGAAGAAGGAGGCACAGGCUCUCGGGCUAUGGAACAUGUUCCUGCCAAAGGGUCACUACAAGGAGUCGCCGGGAUUCACGAACCUCGAAUAUGGAUUGAUGGCAGAGCAGCUAGGCAAAUCAAGAGUGGCGUCUGAGGCGUGCAAUUGUGCGGCACCAGAUACUGGAAAUAUGGAGGUUUUGGCAAAAUACGGAAACGAGGCACAGAAGAAGCAGUGGUUGAAGCCGCUGAUGGAUGGCGAGAUUCGGUCAGCGUUUCUCAUGACUGAGCCUGAUGUCGCUUCGUCGGAUGCCAAGAAUAUUCAGUUAAGCAUGAAGAAAGAUGGGAAUGAUUGGGUUCUUAAUGGUUCAAAAUGGUGGUCAAGUGGAGCUGGUGAUCCACGAUGCAAGAUUUACAUUGUGAUGGGUAAAAGUGAUCCUUCCAAUAAGGAUUCGUACAAACAACAGUCCGUUAUUCUUGUCCCGGCUGGAACCAAGGGUGUUACUGUGGAGAGAAUGCUUUCUGUCUAUGGAUUUGAUGACGCGCCACAUGGCCACGGUCAUAUCACAUUCAACAAUGUUAGAGUACCAGCUUCCAACAUGGUGCUUGGAGAAGGUCGUGGUUUCGAGAUCAUUCAAGGCCGUCUCGGCCCUGGACGUAUCCACCACGCCAUGCGUGCAAUCGGUGCAGCUGAGAGAGCUAUCGAUUGGAUGCUCAUGAGAAUCAAUGAUCCAAGAAAGACGCCAUUCGGAAAGCAAUUGAGCUCGCAUGGUGUUAUCCUGGAGUGGGUUGCAAAGUCCCGUAUCGAGAUCGAUGCAGCUCGUCUGGUUGUAUUGAACGCUGCGAUUAAGAUGGAUGAUUUUGGACCAAAGGCAGCAUUGACAGAAAUUGCUCAAGCCAAGGUCUUCGUUCCUCAAAUCGCCCUCGACAUUAUCGACAGAGCAGUCCAAGCAUUCGGAGGCGCCGGUGUAUCACAGGAUACUCCAUUAGCGAACAUGUGGGCAAAUACCCGUACGCUGAGAAUUGUUGAUGGACCAGAUCAAGUCCACUUGCAACAAAUGGGGAGGAACGAGAACAAGCGAGGUCCAAAAGUCACUGCUAUUAUCAACAAACAGGAAGAAACGACACAACAGCUCUUUGCCAAGUAUGGAGUCACAAGGCAACAGCCAGGGCCAGCAAAGGCGAAGUUGUGA